This is a messenger RNA of Microstroma glucosiphilum, 2042 nucleotides long. RefSeq names its product MFS general substrate transporter. Gene Ontology annotation, molecular function: carbohydrate:proton symporter activity. Gene Ontology annotation, biological process: transmembrane transport; carbohydrate transport. The transcript has a single exon. Lineage: Eukaryota; Fungi; Basidiomycota; Exobasidiomycetes; Microstromatales; Microstromataceae. The record is from RefSeq and is a predicted model, not a curated record. The coding region runs from base 418 to 1569 and encodes 383 amino acids. Gene Ontology annotation, cellular component: membrane.
CCCAAGCAAAGUCUCCAGUGGCUUCAUCGGGUAUGAUGUGGGGCUGUCGGGUACUCCACUAUUGAGCGUUGUGACCUCCUGCUGCGCUCUCGGCUUUCUCCUGGUAGGGUGAGACAGAAGAGAUGAGGGGAAGUUCAGAGGCGAGCAUGUAUACUCAACUACCCUUUGUGGGUUUCUCUCCGUUUUGAAUCUCCUUGUGCAGCUACGACAAUGGUGUCUUUGGGUGAGUCAAUUGUGUUGGGUGCUGGAGGGCCAGCUCGGAUUAGGACAGAACUUGAAUUGCUCUACUGAUCAACACCUCCUCCCUGUAGUGGCAUCAUUGACACCCCCGGCUUCAAGCGCACCUUUGACAACCCUUCGCCAGGUACCCUCGGAAACAUCGUAUCCUUGUACGAGAUCGGCUGCUUCAUCGGAGCAAUGUCGACCUUUUUCAUCGGUGGCAUCCUUGGGCGACGCCUGACCAUCAUCGUCGGUUCCAUUUGGAUGCUCAUCGGUGCCAUCAUACAGACGUUCAGCAGUAGCGUUGGCGUAGUCAUCUUCGGCAGGAUAGUCUCGGGCAUCGGUAUGGGCCUGAUCAAUGCCUCGGUACCCGUAUACCAGGCGGAGAUGAGCCCUGCACUCAGCAGAGGACAGCUAGUCGCCAUCGACCUCGUCGUGCUAAACUGCGGUAUCGCCCUCAGCUACUGGUGCUGCUACGGGUUCAACUUCAGCGGACUUCAAGGCAAUGUCACUUGGAGGGUGCCGAUUGCACUGCAGUGCGUCUUCAUCGUCGGCAUCUUCCUCAUUGCGCUCAUCCUCCCCGAUACGCCUCGCUGGUAUGCCACGCGAAACCGCAAUGCAGAGGCACUCACGGUCUUGGCUCGCCUGAGAGGCAAGCCUGAGGACAGUUGCGAGAUCCUCGAGGAGUUCAAUGACAUCCAGGCCACGAUUCUGCACGAAGCAAUGAGCAAGAAGUCUGGUUGGCUCAGCCUAGUCAAGCCGUCCGAUGGCUGGAAGGACGACGUACUGAGGUCGAGACGCCGUUUGUUCUUGGCUUGCUUCAUCCAGGCUGCCCAACAACUGGGAGGCAUCAAUGCUCUCAUCUACUACUCAUCGACGCUGUUUUCCCAAUCGCUCAAGUUUGGCAGUCGCGAUUCGGCAAAGCUAGCCGGAGGUCUCAAUAUGGUCCUGAUCCUUGGCUCCCUCAUGUCCAUCUUCCUGGUAGACAGGGUGGGUCGCCGUAAGCUGCUUCUCCCUUGCAUCGCGGCGAUGUCUUUCGUCUUUGUGUUGCAGACCAUCUUUGUCAAGAAUAUCCAGGCGGAAACGGCUACGACGGGUGUCAAGAAUGCCGCCGUUGCCAUGCUGUUCUUCUUUGAGCUGUUCUUCUCUAUUGGGUUCCAGGCGACCGUCUGGAUGAUCCCUUCGGAGAUCCUGCCGCUGAAUAUCAGGACCCAGGGAUCAGCACUGUCGACGGGCAGCAACUGGGUGAGCAGAACAGAAGAACUGCGGGCCCAGCUCUUGUGCAACCAGCAACUGAUAUCACCCCUCCUCUCCCCUUGCGCCCUUUUCAGAUCUGCAACUUCAUCGUAGUCAAAUUCACCCCUUCGGCCCUGGCGAAUAUAGGCUACCGCACCUACAUCAUCUUUGCCGUCUUCAACUUCUGCUGGCUUCCCAUCAUCUACUUCUUCCUGCCCGAGACCAAAGGUCUUGUGCUCGAGGAGAUCGAUGCCCUCUUUGCCAAGGACGGCUGGCAUCUAGAGCACAAGCUCGUCGCUGGUGGUCUCGUCGAGAGUGGCGACGGUGGCAGUGGCAAGACUAGUCCUGCUGAGGUACCCAUUGUCGUCGGCGAGGGCAAGAAGAGCUCUGACGCAGAUGUAGAGGCGAGUAAAGCGGGGGUGAAGGUCUGAGCCACCAGGUCAACUUCGGCGAUGCGGGGAAGCAGGCGGGGUAGCACGACAUACGGCCAGAUGCGGGUAGCGCAAUUUGGAGGCACAAGGAUGUUUCCAUUCGCAGCAUUGCUAUCCCCGAAAGAGCCCCGUAGGAAGAGUGUCAAUCGCCGCGAC